AUGCAUUUACAACAGGUACUUCUAGUUAGGCCAAGUUCAGUCACAGCUGCUGAUUUGGACUAAAACGUUAUGGGCAGCAGCCAAGGAGAACAUCAUCAAAGACUUCUCUAGACUCAAGAGGCUUCCACGUUCUACAUCUUGAGCAUCUUCUACCACUCCGAAUUGAACCAGUCUUCAAAGUAAAGGCAAUGGCAUUUUAUCCCUUGCAAAUUGCUGGGCUGGUUCUUGGGUUCCUUGGCAUGGUGGGGACUCUUGCCACAACCCUUCUGCCUCAGUGGAGAGUAUCAGCUUUUGUUGGCAGCAACAUUAUUGUCUUUGAGAGGCUCUGGGAAGGGCUCUGGAUGAACUGCAUCCGACAAGCCAGGGUCCGGUUGCAAUGCAAGGUCUAUAGCUCCUUGUUGGCUCUCCCGCCUGCCCUGGAAACAGCCCGGGCCCUUAUGUGUGUGGCUGUUGCUCUCUCCUUGAUCGCCCUGCUUAUUGGCAUCUGUGGCAUGAAGCAGGUCCAGUGCACAGGCUCUAACGAGAGGGCCAAAGCAUACCUUCUGGGAACUUCAGGAGUCCUCUUCAUCCUGACGGGCAUCUUCGUUCUGAUUCCGGUGAGCUGGACAGCCAAUAUAAUCAUCAGAGAUUUCUACAACCCAGCCAUCCACAUAGGUCAGAAACGAGAGCUGGGAGCAGCACUUUUCCUUGGCUGGGCAAGCGCUGCUGUCCUCUUCAUUGGAGGGGGUCUGCUUUGUGGAUUUUGCUGCUGCAACAGAAAGAAGCAAGCGUACAGAUAUCCAGUGCCUGGCUACUGUGUGCCACACACAGAUAAGCGAAGAAACACGACAAUGCUUAGUAAGACCUCCACCAGUUAUGUCUAAUGCCUCCUUUUGGCUCCAAGUAUGGACUAUGGUCAAUGUUUUUUAUAAAGUCCUGCUAGAAACUGUAAGUAUGUGAGGCAGGAGAACUUGCUUUAUGUCUAGAUUUAAAUUGAUAUGAAAGUUUCAAUUUGUUACUGGUGGUAGGAAUGAAAAUGACUUACUUGGAUAUUCUGACUUCAGGUGUAUUAAAUGCAUUGACUAUUGUUGGACUCAAUCGCUGCUCCAAUUUUCAUAUUCUAAAUUCAAGUAUACCCAUAAUCAUUAGCAAGUAUACAAUGAUGGACUACUACUUUUUGACCAUCAUAUAUUAUCUGAUAAUCUAAAGUUGAAAUUGAUAUUCUAUAACAAUAAAACAUAUACCUAUUCUAAAA
This is a messenger RNA of Pan troglodytes (chimpanzee), 1234 nucleotides long. It is a transcript of the gene CLDN17, whose product is annotated as claudin 17. Gene Ontology annotation, molecular function: structural molecule activity. Bases 189 to 863 code for a protein of 224 amino acids. NCBI's taxonomy places the organism in Eukaryota, Metazoa, Chordata, Mammalia, Primates, Hominidae. The transcript has a single exon. The record is from RefSeq and is a predicted model, not a curated record. Gene Ontology annotation, cellular component: bicellular tight junction; membrane.